Messenger RNA from Rattus rattus (black rat), 1182 nucleotides. RefSeq names its product odontogenic, ameloblast associated (gene Odam). Lineage: Eukaryota; Metazoa; Chordata; Mammalia; Rodentia; Muridae. Bases 48 to 884 code for a protein of 278 amino acids. The record is from RefSeq and is a predicted model, not a curated record. The transcript has 12 exons.
AGAAAGGGACACAGAUCUUACAAAGAAGUAAGGUAUAUCAUCUGAAAAUGAAAAUUAUAAUUCUUCUUGGACUCAUCGGAGCUACAUCGUCAGCCCCGCUUAUAACACAGCGUCUAUUGUCUGCUAGCAACAGCCAUGAGUUACUCCUGAAUCUUAAUAAUGGUCAACUUUUGCCACUGCAAUUUCAGAGCGCCUUCAACUCCUGGAUUCCUCCCUUCCCUGGGCUUCUGCAGCAGCAGCAGCAGCAGGCUCAGGUCUCAGGACGCCCACAGUUUCCUCUCUCAACACUAGAGAGCUUUGCUGGGCUAUUCCCAAAUCAGAUACCUUUCUCAAGACAGGUUGGGUUUGCCCAAGGAGGUCAGGCUGGCCAGCCAGACUUCACACAGCAGCAGACACCAUCUCAGACCCAGCAGUCUAGUCCUAUGUCCUAUGUGGUUCCUGUAAAAGUGCCUCAAGAUCAAACACAGAUGUUUCAGUACUACCCAGUUUACAUGCUUCUGCCCUGGGAGCAACCACAGCAGACAGUCACAUCCUCUCCCCAGCAGACAGGGCAGCAACUAUAUGAGGAACAGAUACCAUUCUAUAAUCAAUUUGGAUUUGUACCACAACAAGCAGAACCUGGUGUACCAGGAGGACAGCAGCACUUAGUUCUUGACAGCUUUGUAGGCACAGCUCCAGAAACUCCUGGAAUGCCAGCAGGAGAAGGCCCGCUGUAUCCACAAAAAGAACCAAUCGGCUUUAAGCAAGAUAAUGUAGGCGUUUCCACGCCCUCAACUUCACCAAAACCCGACACGGGCAAUUUUUUCACUUCUGAAAUAAACCCGACUAUUGCUCCAGUGCUUCCAGAACAGAAGGUCAAUGCUGAUAGCCUAAGAGAACCAUAAGACUUUGUUUACAUCACUCAGAAGUUUUGGAAGAAGAGGAGAUGGUACCUUGGCGUCUUUUAAAGAUUAUUUUCUUCUUAUAUGCUAAUAGAAGUUUGUUUAAUGUUAUAAAGCCUCUUCGCUGAUCUCAUUUUUCUUUACUUAAAAAGAUAUACUAUCGAUGUCACAAAAAAUAAUGUAUCAUGGAAAAAUCCUAUCUUUAUAAUGUUGUCUUUUCCCCAAAGAUUAUGGGGUUAUAUAAUCUGGAAAAUGACAAGCACUAAAAAUAAAGCAUGUUUAACCAAAAAAAAAAAAAAAA